This is a messenger RNA of Drosophila montana, 858 nucleotides long. RefSeq lists its product as uncharacterized. NCBI's taxonomy places the organism in Eukaryota, Metazoa, Arthropoda, Insecta, Diptera, Drosophilidae. The transcript is spliced from 2 exons. The record is from RefSeq and is a predicted model, not a curated record. Bases 258 to 731 code for a protein of 157 amino acids.
ACAUAAAUUGUGAGGUUACCCCUUGCCAUAUUUGUUAAAUUUUGACUAAAAUUAGAAUUUUAUUUUUUUAAUGGCAAUCAAAAGUCCUGAUUCAUACGAGUCGAAAGAGGUAAAUGCAGGCCAAAAUUGUUACAUCUCUGGCCAAGGCUUAGUGAAUAGGUCAGUAGCAGGGGUUGUUAGAGAGCCCUUGCAAUUGUUGCGCUUGUAAAGCCCUGCAUCAGGUUUUAUGCAAUGCCCGGCCAAGGCGUAUCGAUUAUAUGCCAAUGCCCCCUGCUUACAUCACCUUCAAGCAGCAUGGUUAUAAAAGCACCGCGGCCGUGGUUCGCUCUGUUUACUAUAAUUCCAACGCUUGUCGGUUCAGCAUGCGAGCACCCGAGUGGAUGAGCAAUGAAAUGGCACGUUUAACAACCAAACUGGAGCGCUAUAAGCCAACGGGCAGUGGCUACAAUCGCAUACAGUCCAUACGUCUAUCCAAGAGCGUUACACAGAUGCUCAACAAUCCUCUGCCCAAAGCCGCCACCAACAGCACAGUCAAUGCAAUACGUGAGGAGGAGAGCUCCUUUACGACCCCACGACGGCGUGGCGUGCUCAGUCGCAGCGAAUCCCAGUGGGAAGAGGUGUAUCCAGCGGUCAAGUUUAGUCGCCAGCAGAGCAACGAAAGCGCUAACAGCCUGGACAGUAGGGACAUCAAAUUCACGCACUACCGCAAUUGCUCAACGCGCAUCACCUGAAUCCAGCAUACUAUGCAAUCCGAGGAUUUCAAGUUAUUUAAAUAUUUACAUUUUUGUUAAUAAAAAUAAAUUAAGGUAUUGAAAAAAAUUAAAUGGUGUAAGGUCAACAAUUUCUAUAUAAAUGACC